Molecule: messenger RNA, 1350 nt
Organism: Chondrus crispus (carragheen)
Lineage: Eukaryota; Rhodophyta; Florideophyceae; Gigartinales; Gigartinaceae
Exons: 2
Coding region: 1-1176 (391 amino acids)
Source: RefSeq, a predicted model, not a curated record
AUGAGUUCGUUCCUGCAAAAGUGUCCAGUAUGUGAACGAGAGUUGAAUGCGACGCUCGCAAAUUUCCAGCUGCACGUCAACAAACAUCUCGACGACGGCGAGGAGGAGGAGUCCAAGAAAGUAGCAUUCCAACUCAGCAGCGACGAUGGCAAUCCCCCCUCACCUAAUGCCGAGCGGCACGUCGCAGAGGAGCCUUUGGGCCCGGCGGAACGUAUGAUGCGCGAAGUGGAGGAACAAGAUGCCGCUCUUGCAUCUCAAAUCGCUGCUGUUAAUGACGUUACCGGAAUGAAUUCCACACUUGUAUCUCUGUCGCUCGGCGGGAGCGCUCUCGAUUCGGCCGAGAUAUUCUAUGCCAACGUUCAGAGUGUACUGUUUCCGCACAUCGACGGUCUUGAGGGUGUUGGGCGCAAGAAAGUGCACAUCGCCUCAAAAAUGGACUUGUUUUGCAGUAACUUGGCAGGCCUUGGCUGGGAUUGUGGCUUUCGUAACAUCCAGAUGCUCUUCAGUGCACUCCUUCACGACCCGGCAUGCAGCCAGUACUUGCGCACUGUGGGAAUUUCCGAGGUGCCGAGUGUGCCUGAGAUUGCCGGUCGCAUCGAGGACGCCUGGAAACAGGGGUAUGAUCCUGAAGGCGCGGCCAAUUUCGGUGGUUCGUUGCUUGAUAAAGAAGUGUGGAUCGGCGCCACCGAAGUUUUCGUCCUCUUCCGCAGCAUCAGUUUUGACGUCUUUGUCAAGGACUUCGAGACCCCAACGGAUGCGGAUCGAAGGAAUAUGUUUUUGUGGAUUUUACAACAUUUCAACGAGUGGUGUAACGGCAAAUCGUGCUCAGUGCAUCGGCAUUCCUUUUUGGGCCCCAGGAAACGGUCGUUGGUGCCGUCGAUAUUCUGCCAGUGGCAAGGGCAUUCCGUGACCAUUAUCGGAGCAGAAAAAUCUAGAUCGGGAGAGGUGAACUUGCUCGUGCUCGAUCCUUCGCGCGGUUUUUACAAAUCUCUUGUGGACCGUCGAACGUCUCGCAUGUCUUUGGUCCGCCGUGGAAUCGACCACGCACAGUUUGCACAACCCAGAUUUCAACUCGUAUCUUUGUCGCAGAAGAAGCUUUCAUCGCCGGCGAAUACCAACGUGCGCGAGACACGGUGGGGCCGGCUGAAGGGGUUGAGACCAGGUGGUCGUUCGUAACGAGCUUCCAGUGCUCUAUUGAUAGACAUACAACAACGGGACACGACACGAAUGUAUUAAUUGGGUAUAUGUAUUUGUUUACAAGUUGUUAGAACUUUUUGGAUGCUAAUUAUCGACACCGGCCCCUCAAGUAGGGCCGGAAGAGCAGGAAAAAAAAAUAUACAGCAAACCAUU